Messenger RNA from Symbiodinium sp. CCMP2456, 263 nucleotides. The record is from the annotation of a GenBank genome assembly. Lineage: Eukaryota; Dinophyceae; Suessiales; Symbiodiniaceae.
AUGGGAAACGGUCCUUCCGCGGAGCUUCAACUGUGCACCUGCUUCGGUGGCCGACCAAGAACGUCGACGACGGGAGUUGCGCUCCAUCGGCAUUGCAGCGCGGAGAGAGCCGUUCAAAGCCAUUUAGUGCUUCACUUCGAUGUGAACAAAACCAUCGUGAUGCUGGAUACCAUUCAGAACAUUCCGCCUGGCGACGUGCUGAAUGGCAUCCUUUCAGAGUGCGCCUGGGGGCGUCAGGUGGAGGGCGCCAAUGGCGACGUGAC